AAGCAAUGAAGCACGAUGAAAAGUCAGACCUUCUGCACGUCGCCAUCGUCGCCAUCAAUCCUCGUCACCGCCACACCUCCUCCCGCGGGGCCCACCUCCGGCACACGCUUCUCCCACAAGCCUCCCUCCCCUCCCUCCCUCCCACUGGCCCACCAUGGUCGCUUCAAGAACGAAGCCACACCACCACCCGGGCAUCCCUCGCCGCGCGCAUGGACGACGACGACGACGACCGCCGCCGCCCUUUUCUCGACUCCCCCGCCGGGCCCCUGCCGGAGCGGACCGCCGAGGACCACGACCUCUCGCGCCCGUUCGCGCGGCCCCACGACGGCGGGGACCAGGCGCGGCCUCCAGCGCUGCCGGACGGCCCCGGCGAUGUCCGUGGUGAGCGACCUCACGAGGCCCGGGGGACCCGCGACCCCCCGCGACCCGAACCCGAGGCCCGGGUCCGCGUCCGGAUCCGUCGUCAGGCAGGCCCUGUUCUUCCUCUGCGUCUACCUCCUGCUCGGGGUCGGCAUCUACGCGUUCAACCGGGACCGGUUCUCCGGCGUCGAGACGCACCCGGUCGUGGAUGCUCUCUACUUCUGCAUCGUCACCAUGUGCACCAUCGGUUACGGGGACAUCGCCCCCCUCACCCCCGGGACCAAGGCCUUCGCUUGCGUGUUCGUGUUGGUGGGUUUCGGCUUCAUAGGGAUCUUGCUCAGCGGGGUCGUGAAUUUCGUGCUCGAUCUGCAAGAGAACAUGAUCCUGACCACCGCGAGAUUGAGCGGCGAGGGCGGCGGGUCCGGCGCCGUGAAUUACUUCGUCGAUGUCGAGAAGGGGAGGAUGAGGAUCAGGCUGAAGGUGGGCUUGGCGCUUGGGGUGGUGGUUCUGUGCAUUGGGAUGGGGGCGUUGGUGCUCUGCUUCGUGGAGGGUUUGGAUUGGCUGGACUCGGUUUACUUGGCGGUUAUGUCCGUCACCACCGUCGGGUACGGGGACAGGGCCUUCAAGACUUUGCCCGGGCGGCUCUUCGCCGCAGUUUGGCUGCUCGUCUCGACGCUGGUGGUCGCAAGGGCGUUUCUUUAUCUGGCCGAGGCGAGGAUCGAUAAGAGGCACCGGAGGAUUUCGAAGCUGGUGUUGCACAGGGAUGUCACCGUGGAGGAUUUUUUGGCGGCCGAUUUAAACAACAGUGGCUUCAUCAGUAAAUCGGAGUAUGUUUUAUACAAGCUGAAAGAAAUGGAGAAGAUCAGUGAGACAGACAUAUUACAGAUAUGUGAUCAGUUCAGCAAGCUUGAUCGAAACAACUCUGGAAAAAUAACUCUUCUGAAUCUCUUGGACAAUCACCUGUGAUGACAAAAAACAGGGGAAGGUUUCAUUCGACCACAAAGAGCAGUGCAAUGCUUGCUUCAUUUUGCAAGAUAGGCAAGGGAUGAAUAUGCGGAAGAUAACCCGAACGUUGUCUUUGGCAAGAUUACUAGGUCCUGCAAAUCUGACCGCCUUCACGGUGCAUGUUAUUCUUGUGCCAAAAGCUGUACAUAUGCAUUAAGUGUACUUAUGUGACGGUAGGUUGACAAUGAACAAAAAAUGAAAAGGAGAGCAUCUUUUUCCCUCCACCAUUGCUACAGAUCAAGGGUCAUAAUCCGAGGAAGUGCUAUAUCUGUCUGCGUUAAUUCUCUUUUCAUGUAAAUGACAUUGAAAUGGGACAAUAUUAUUGGAGGAGACUUGAUGCUUCAGUUGAUAGCGUCCUUUUAAUUUCCUUUUAUCUGGUGAUUGCUAUGAAAGUCACAUCGGAUGUUUUCA
Messenger RNA from Eucalyptus grandis, 1776 nucleotides. Its product is annotated as two-pore potassium channel 5. Lineage: Eukaryota; Viridiplantae; Streptophyta; Magnoliopsida; Myrtales; Myrtaceae. Gene Ontology annotation, cellular component: plant-type vacuole membrane. Gene Ontology annotation, biological process: potassium ion transmembrane transport; stabilization of membrane potential. Bases 16 to 1326 code for a protein of 436 amino acids. The transcript has 2 exons. The record is from RefSeq and is a predicted model, not a curated record. Gene Ontology annotation, molecular function: calcium ion binding; potassium ion leak channel activity.